This is a messenger RNA of Emiliania huxleyi CCMP1516, 606 nucleotides long. Its product is annotated as enoyl-CoA hydratase/isomerase. Gene Ontology annotation, molecular function: isomerase activity. The record is from RefSeq and is a predicted model, not a curated record. The transcript is spliced from 3 exons. NCBI's taxonomy places the organism in Eukaryota, Haptophyta, Isochrysidales, Noelaerhabdaceae. Bases 1 to 606 code for a protein of 201 amino acids.
AUGCUCCGACGGCCCGCACGCGACCUUACCCGCACCUUUACCCGCACCUUUGCGUCCUCGAGCAGCUCGGCUCCACGCGUUUCCAUCGAGCGCGCCGCCGACGGCGUCGCGACGGUGACACUUGGCCGGCCGGAGAAGCUCAACUCGCUCGACAUUGACAUGUUCCGCGCCAUCCGCUCAGCGGCCGUUGAGCUGGCGGAGGACAAAGGCGUGCGCGCGGUCGUUGUCCACGGGUCGGGCCGAGCCUUUUGCGCCGGCCUCGACGUCAAGAGCAUCAACCACCCUCUGCAUGCGCGAGCCAACGGCCGGGAGCUGCUGGACCGCCCCGACGGUGCCAUCUCAAACUUGGCGCAGGACGUGUGCUACCUGUGGCGGCGAGUGCCCGCUCCCGUCAUCGCGGCGACCCACGGCGCCGCGGACGCGGGUGUUUGCCUUGGCGGCGGCUUCCAGAUUGCACUCGGCGCAGACAUGCGCAUCGCGACGCCGGGGUGCAAGUUCUCCCUGAUGGAGGCCAAGUGGGGCAUCAUCCCCGACAUGGGCGCGACAGUCGUCCUACCGGAGCUGGUGCCAAAGGCGCGAGCGCCGAGCCCUGCUGUGCGGGCGUGA